AUGCAGGUCAUUCUAUGCCACUGCCACAACUGCAAACGCAACACUGGCUCAGGUUUCUCCGCCAACAUCGUCGUGCCGCAUUCCAAGUUUGAAUACACCCAAGGUACACCGAAAGUGUAUUCUGACCGCAGCGACAAGGGCCCUGCUGUUCUUCGGGAGUUUUGCCCCGCGUGCGGUACCCCGUUCUCUUCGCGGACGGACGACGGUAGCGACGAGGUCGCUGUGAAGUCGGGAACGCUGGAUGAGGAGGAUCGUGUGCGGUGCUCGAAAUUGGGCAUGGAGAUCUUUUAUCAUCGGAAGGAUGAAUGGGUGGAUGGAGAAGACGCCAUUGAUGAGCACGAUACGCGCCUGCGCGAAGUCUCGUCACAGGAAGUAUGCUGGAAACGUGUGACGGAUUCUCUCAGGCACGGUAGAUAUGAUUCCGUUGCCCUCUCCAACGUGGUCAACUGGUCUCAUUAUGAUCCUUAUCCUGGGAAAAGAUGCAAGCUUCCUGGCUAA
Penicillium oxalicum is the source of this 498-nucleotide messenger RNA. RefSeq names its product GFA family protein. NCBI's taxonomy places the organism in Eukaryota, Fungi, Ascomycota, Eurotiomycetes, Eurotiales, Aspergillaceae. The record is from RefSeq and is a predicted model, not a curated record. Gene Ontology annotation, molecular function: carbon-sulfur lyase activity. The transcript is spliced from 2 exons. The coding region runs from base 1 to 498 and encodes 165 amino acids.